This is a messenger RNA of Engraulis encrasicolus (European anchovy), 948 nucleotides long. Its product is annotated as olfactory receptor 52N2-like. Gene Ontology annotation, cellular component: membrane. NCBI's taxonomy places the organism in Eukaryota, Metazoa, Chordata, Actinopteri, Clupeiformes, Engraulidae. Bases 1 to 948 code for a protein of 315 amino acids. The transcript has a single exon. Gene Ontology annotation, molecular function: odorant binding; G protein-coupled receptor activity; olfactory receptor activity. The record is from RefSeq and is a predicted model, not a curated record. Gene Ontology annotation, biological process: detection of chemical stimulus involved in sensory perception of smell; G protein-coupled receptor signaling pathway.
AUGAGCGUUUCAGGCAACCAGACUUUCUCCCUUCUCCUCAGAAUGUCUAGGUUCGAUAUCCCGCGCUCUGCUGUCUACCCUACCGUUGUGAUUGGAUUUUUGGUCUACGCUUUCUCUGUCCUCUCCAACACGGUGAUCCUGCUCCUGAUCAUCACUCAGAGGGUUCUCCACAAGCCCAUGUUCUACAUCUUCUUCAGCCUGCCACUGCAAGACCUCAUCGGCAUAUCCGCAAUGUUGCCUCGCGUGCUUACGCACAUGCUGACGAACGACUACACAGUCAGCUACCCUGCCUGUGUCUUUCAGGCUUUUUUGCUCCACAUGUACGGCGGAGGAGCCAAGCUGGUGCUGGUCAUGAUGGCGCUGGAUCGGUACCUGGCCAUUUGCAAGCCUCUGAGGUACAACACAAUCAUGACCCCAGUCACCGUCUGUGCCAUGAUAUCUCUGGCCUGGGGAGUGGACUUUGUCUUGAUUCUCAUUUUGUUCCUGCUUCAGCUCAGGGUGAAAAAGUGCAAAGAUUUCAUCACGGCUGUUUAUUGUAAUAAUGUGUCAUUGCUUAAACUGUCAUGUGGAGAGGAUCUAACGGUCAAUAACAUUUAUGGGUUGGCCAUCACAACAUUUAUUAAUGUUAUCACUAUAUCUAUACCACUGUUCUCAUACGUUUACAUCCUAGUAACCGUCCUUCAAAACAAGCAAUCAGAUACCAAAUCAAAGGCUUUGAACACCUGUUUAUCACAGAUCAUCUCCUCUGCCAUUUUUCAGAUGGUUAGUUUAUUUACCAUCAUUUCAUUUCGAUUGCCACGUGUUUCCGCAAAUUUAACUAAUGCUACUGGAAUGAUGAUAUUUCUGAUUCUGCCGGUUGUUAACCCCAUCAUAUAUGGACUGAAAACAAAAGAUAUUAGAACAGCUUUCUUACAGGUUUUGAGAAAGGGCAGGGUUUCAUGGGCGUAG